GCGUGUGCGAGCGAGUAAGAGAAAACCAAAGAAGCUACCUAUGUUAAGGACGUUGGUACACGCGCCCACUCUGUGCUGUCUCUCCGGUCCUUCUCCCUCCAAUUCCACUUCCUCCGACCUUUCACGCCCUUCCAUGGCCACUUCUGCUCGAAUCGCAGUCAUCGGAGACAUCUUGAGCUCUCUCUCAUUUCUUUUUAUGUAAAUUCGGAAACCCUAGCUCCGUGAGAAAUAACAGUUUCUUUUUUUGGAAUGAAAAUUUGGGGUUUUUGAAGCACAAUGAUUGGAAUCUACAAGAAGAUACAAAGGCACUUCAAUUUCUUCAGCCAGAUCUGGUGCUGUUUACAGGCAGGUGAUUUUGGUGAGGAGAAUGUUGAACUUGUCCAAAGUGCUGCCAGUCUUGAAUUUGCCAAAGCAGCUAUUUUGGGAAAUCAUGAUGCCUGGUAUACUCAACAGUUUUCUGGAAAGAGGAAGGAUGGAGUUCAACUUCAGCUUGAGUGUCUUGGUGAGGAGCAUGUAGCUUAUCAACAUUUAGACUUUCCCUUGAUUAAAGUAAGCAUUGUUGGUGGACGGCCAUUUUCCUGUGGAGGGGAGCAAUUGUUUCGAAAAAAGCUUCUAUCUGCAAGAUGUGGUGUCCAAGACAUGGAUGGAAGUGCUAGGAGGAUCUAUAAUGCUGCUUUGGGCACACCGGAGGAUCAUUUUGUCAUAUUGCUUGCACAUAAUGGACCCACAGGGCUUGGUUCUAAUUUGAAUGAUAUUUGUGGAAAGGAUUGGGUUUUCGGGGGUGGUGAUCAUGGUGAUCCAGAUCUAGAACAGGCAAUAUCCCUCCUAAAAGAGACUGGCAAAUCAUGCGUCCUCCCACUGGUCAUGUUUGGUCACAUGCAUAAGGAGCUGGCAUAUAGAAAGGGUCUCCGGAAAAUGAUUGUGGUUGGGGAUGACAACACUAUAUACCUGAAUGGGGCUAUUGUUCCUAGGGUUAAAAGACUGAAUAAUGAACAAGGAACUGGAAACAGAAGCUUCAUGAAUGAUGAAACUCCUGUAUUGACACCGGAGUCUGAAGGUACAAUGCGAGCCUUCACAUUAGUGGAGAUCUUAGAUGGAAGAGUGGAAAAGAUUGCAGAGAGUUGGGUUUCAGUUGUUGGAGAUAACACCACAUUAGCAGAAGAGCAACUGUUAUUUAAAAGGAGCAGUUAGCUUUCUUCAUGAUCGGGAUAUUCAGAUUCCAGUUUCGAUCACUUAUAUAUUAAAGUACUAAGAACAAUAUACAUUGUCCAAUGUAGUCUUUAGGAAAGGCCAAAACUAUACCAUCCUUGUGAUGUCUUAUACUUAUUGCAUCUCUCUUUGGUUGUUGAAUAAAUUACUUGCGAAGAGAAGAAAAUAUGGCCCAGAGAUACAAGUUGAACGGAUUUCAGGAGAUGAAUAUACACAAUGAGAUCUGGGAGAAUAUUUGUGGCUGUAUGAUAAUUGGGCGGCUUUAGUAGUGGUUUGCCACACAUUCACAAAUGUAUUGUUAUAUAAUGAUUUAUAUAAUGAGGAUUGAAAAGCUUGGAAAUUGUAUGGUGGUGAUGGUAUACGGAUUUGAGGUCCACAAAAUCAAAGGUUAUAUCGCUAAGUAAGGCUAUUAGCUGAUGCUGUGUCGGUGUGGUCUAGAAAUAUGGUUUCAUCACUUACGGAAGUGGUAGCCUACAACUCGGUUUUGGUCUAAAAUGUCAGCUAUUCAAAUUAUCCAAAGGAAAGAAGAUGGAUCAAGAGUUUGACCACAUGGUAUUGUUGGUUGCAAAUAGGUCUUCAAGACUAUGAGCCCAUAACAUUGAAGGCAUGAUUAUUUGCAAUAUAGUCAGAAAGAAUGUACAAAAUGUAGAAAAGUGUUCUCUCCUAUUACGAAAACAUGGCUCCAUUAAUUCGUGUACGUGUUGAUUGCUAUGUUUUUUUGUUUGACUUAUAGCUAGAACUUGAUCUUAAUUAACACAAUUUUUGUGGUUCAAGGAAAAAAAAGACCAUGUUUGUUUAUUAAAGAAAUCUUGAAAUGGAUUAAUUGAAGUAAAGGCCAUGGUGGCUAGUGACGUAGGUUGCAUUU
Messenger RNA from Quercus lobata, 2074 nucleotides. RefSeq lists its product as uncharacterized. Bases 277 to 1191 code for a protein of 304 amino acids. The record is from RefSeq and is a predicted model, not a curated record. The transcript is spliced from 8 exons. NCBI's taxonomy places the organism in Eukaryota, Viridiplantae, Streptophyta, Magnoliopsida, Fagales, Fagaceae.